AUGAGCGAAGGCCUUGUUGAUCGCCCAGCUCCUCACAAGAUCCGUCUCCCAGAGGUACCCGUCUCCUCUGCAGAAGACAUCUACAGUAAUGCCGUUGGUCUCCUGUUCCCAGACAACCUACGCACUUUCCAUGGCGAUCCCGGUUCACACGUCACCUAUGUAUCCAAACGCUUUGGAGAUAUGGAUCUCAGCCUCGUCGAUCCACAUGAUCAAGACGAGCGGGUGCUGUUCGCUCAUCAUAUCUGGAAUUCCGGUAUACAGCUGGCCGAGUUCAUCAGCGAUGCCAGUGAUCCUACAAAGGAGGGAGAAAGAGACGGUAAAUGGGAUGUGACUGGGCAUUCAAUUCUAGAGCUGGGAUCUGGUACCGGCUUGGAGGGGAUUGUGAGUGCUUUGGCUGGAGCUGAAGAGGUCGUCUUGUCCGACUAUCCCUCUCCCGCAAUUCUAGCCAAUACCAAGGCCAACGUCGAAAGGAACAUCCCAAAGGAGCUGCAGCAGAAGCUGACUGUGCGAGGCCAUGAAUGGGGUGUCCUUACAGACGAUUUCUCCAAAGACUACGCGAGUCACUUUUCUCGGAUACUCUGCGCAGACUGUUUGUGGAUGGAUGGUGAACACUACAGUCUUGCCCAAUCUAUGGAGCACUUCCUCUCUCACAAAGACAAUGCCCGAGUAUGGGUGAUAGCAGGUUUUCACACCGGCCGAGCAAAGCUCGCCUCUUUCUUCGACAUUGCAGCUCAAGCAGGUCUGGAGACAGAACACAUCUGGGAGCGAGAUGCUGAUGGAAAUGAACGAGAGUGGGCCAGAGAGCGAAAUGGUGGACAAGAAGAUGCAACGGGGCGGAACAAGUGGCUUGUGGUUGCCAUACUCAAACGCAAGCAGGCGUCGUCUACCGAGAAGGUAGGGAAGCAUGAACAGUUCUUUGCGUCUAUGCUUAUGCAGAAGUCAAAUCGGCAUACCUAG
This is a messenger RNA of Letharia lupina, 957 nucleotides long. RefSeq lists its product as uncharacterized. The coding region runs from base 1 to 957 and encodes 318 amino acids. Gene Ontology annotation, biological process: peptidyl-lysine dimethylation. Gene Ontology annotation, molecular function: protein-lysine N-methyltransferase activity. The transcript has 3 exons. The record is from RefSeq and is a predicted model, not a curated record. NCBI's taxonomy places the organism in Eukaryota, Fungi, Ascomycota, Lecanoromycetes, Lecanorales, Parmeliaceae.